AUCAUGGACAAGGAUCCCGAUACAUUCUGGCAUUCUGAUGGCCCCCAGCUCCAUUUUAUCACGGUGGAGUUCCCUGCCAAGUGGCAAUUGAGUCAGAAAAUCGGUAUCUACCUUAGUUGGGCACAGGAUGACUCGUACACCCUAUCCGCUCUGGCUAUCCGUGCAAGAAUUUGUUCCGGCGACCUUCAAAAUGUACUGGUCGCUAAUUUGGAGAAACCGGACGGCUGGAUAACAUUUUAUGUUUCCUCAGAACCUGAC
Suillus plorans is the source of this 258-nucleotide messenger RNA. RefSeq lists its product as uncharacterized. The transcript is spliced from 3 exons. Gene Ontology annotation, biological process: anaphase-promoting complex-dependent catabolic process; protein K11-linked ubiquitination. The annotation marks the transcript as partial. Lineage: Eukaryota; Fungi; Basidiomycota; Agaricomycetes; Boletales; Suillaceae. Gene Ontology annotation, cellular component: anaphase-promoting complex. The record is from RefSeq and is a predicted model, not a curated record.